AUGGGUCCAAAGAAGAUCCCCGCCGCGGCCAAGACUGCCAUUCGCCGUUCCACUCGUAACGCCACUACCCAGCACACUGAAGAUGCCCCGGUAAAGAAGAUUGCCGCGAAAAUUACCAAGGCGCCGAAGGCCAAGGUCACCAAGGCCAAGGCCACCUCAGACACUGUUGAACCCGCCCCAAAGCGUCGCGGUCGCCCCCCGAAGAACGCUCCAGCCCAGACUGAGCCAGAUGCGCAGCUGGAUCAAAACCUCGCCGACGCCGUUCCUGAUGUACCGAAGAAACGAGGCCGCCCGACUAAGGCCGCUGCACAGGCCAAACCAGCCCCGGAGCCACCCAAGUGGCGUGGUAGUGUCGCCAAAGUUGCCGUUGCCAUCGAGCCGAUUGAGGAGGAGCUUCCGAAGAAGCGCGGCCGGCCGGCGAAGAUCGCAGUGCAGGUCGAUGUCGUUGAAGAGGCCCCUAAGAAACGGGGCCGCGCCACCAAAGUCGCUGCACAGGCUGAGCCCACGCCGGAGCUACCCAAGAAGCGUGGCCGAUCCGCCAAAACAACUGUGGUCGCCAAGCCGAUUCAGGAGGGACUGCCAAAGAAGCGUGGUCGACCUGCCAAAAUAGAACCGGUUCUCGAAGUCGUUGCGAAGGCACCCAAGAAACGAGGCCGCCCUGCGAAGGUCGUUGAGGAGACUGAACCUGCCCCAGAGGCACCCCGGAAGCGCGGUCGUGCUGCCCAGAAGACCGAAGAAGAGCGUCCGAUUCUGACGCCAAAAACUCGACGUCGUGCAGUAGCCACGAAAUCAGCACCUGCGCAAAAGACUGCGAAAAAGCCCGUCAAUUCGGCCCCGGUGAAGGUUCCUACUGGCAGGCCAUCCAGGAAGCGGACUGCCCCCGAUGAAGCUCCUGUCUCGGCAGCGAAGAAACCGCGGAAGGCCGUUUCGAAGGCUGCCCCCAAAGCAGCAGCCAAGACCGCCAAGCCUCGCGGUCGGCCAAAGGGGUCAAAGAACCAGCCAAAGACCCCUGUGGCUGCCCCAGCGGAGGGGCCGGUUGUUGAAGAAGAAGUCCCGGUUAUGGUACCAGAAGAACCGGUUCUUCAGGAAGAAGAGUCCCUUGACAUCGCCAUGGAGGACGCCGUUGCGGGAGCAGAAGAACCCAUUGCGUCCAUGCCGCCGGCCGAAGAAGAACACAUUGCGUCCGCCCUUCUGGCCGAAGAAGAUCACGUUGCGUCUACCCCUCCGGUCGAAGAAGAACCAGUUCUGGAGACGCCUGCUGCGCAAAUCGAGCCGGAAGAGUCCUCGUCAGUCAUAAACAACGACGACACUGGCCUAUCCGCGGUCCGCGCCGCGUCCAUUCCACCACCAAAUGGCUUCGCAGCCAUGACGUCGCCUACCCCAAUCGGCGACAACACCGCCCAGAACCCGGCCUCCUCCCCCCCUCGGCGCAGCCCCCCCGUCGUCAAUCUGGCGACUUCUUUGAACGGAAGCCACACCCGUUCUGCUGCCGGCUCCCGCGUGGCGUCGCGCGCUGCGUCCCCGCUCUCGUCGCGACGUGGCUCGCGAGCGGGCUCGCUCUUGCCGGGCGAGAGGUCGUUCGCGUCGCUGUUUGAGUCCCCAGUUGUGUCCAAGAAGAUCAACAAGAGCGGACGGAGCGUGUCGCCGCAGGCCCAGGGCGAGGCCAUGAGUGGGGUCGAAUACGGCACUACUGUUGACUAG
This is a messenger RNA of Mytilinidion resinicola, 1701 nucleotides long. RefSeq lists its product as uncharacterized. Gene Ontology annotation, molecular function: DNA binding. The transcript has a single exon. The record is from RefSeq and is a predicted model, not a curated record. NCBI's taxonomy places the organism in Eukaryota, Fungi, Ascomycota, Dothideomycetes, Mytilinidiales, Mytilinidiaceae. The coding region runs from base 1 to 1701 and encodes 566 amino acids.